CUUUAUAAUCAUUCGUGGGUCAUUUGCUUAUCUGGUUUCACUUAUGGAUUAUAUUUUUAUCUGUAUUUCCUAUUCUGUCCUAUACAGAGGUGGCUGGUGUUUGGGAUUUUGUCUGUUGAUCAUUGCUCACUCUACGGAAUCCUAGGCCCAGAGCAAGGUCUUCAGUAAAUACAUACUGAAUUGUUGAACAGAUGAAUACAUAGGCUGAGGCUUAGAAGUGAAUGGGUGUUGAGUGAUUUCUAGACCUUUUGGGCAUUCUUCUGCCAUCUCCAAUGCCUAGCAAGUCCAGGUACAACUUUUAAGAGUAUUCAUGCAGUCUCUGUUCUUCUUUUUAGGAACAACGAACCAUGGAUCCCAGUUACUGGAGGGUAUCCAAGGAUGUCCCAGGGCAGAGCAAAAGCCUGCUGGAUAUGGUUCAGGCCAGUUAUUUUGGAAUAUGACUGGACCUGGUCCCAAGAAAGGGGUAUUGACACAUGGUGGCCAAGUUAGUGUGGGGAGUACUUACUUUUGGAGUUCUUGACUGCCCAUGGUAGAUCUAGCUAGAAGUUGAUUGUUGGGGGAGGGGAAGCUUCUUUCUCCAUGCCAAGAAAGCAAAUGAGAGCAGUAUAGUCCAUUGAAAAGUUGUAGCUUGGCCUUUCAAUAGAUGCUUACGUGUAAAGACUCUAGCAGAGGACAGAGAAGUCUGGCACUGUGCUUCCCUUGCCACUGCAUGCAAGGCUGUAAGCUAUCAAUAGGCAUAGUGUGGGUGGGUAGGAAGAUGCUAUGAAGUGCACUGUUGAUUCUAGGACACUGUGGGGGCUGAGCAGGUGACUUGGAAUGGCAUUUCCUUCCUUUCUGUAGGGACAUCCGGUGCAGAUGCCCCGGGUGCUAAGAGAGCAGAGCCAUGCUGAUGCCUAUUUCCAGGAGUCUUCUGGAAGCUUCCAAGGGGGAAGGUUCUUUUAUGAGCGUCUGGAGGCAGGUAUAGUGGCAGAGACUGGCCUGGAAGAGCUCAAUGGCCUGGAUAUGGAAGUCAUGAGAAGGCAGAUGCAAAUGAUUUCUGGGCGGCUGCGUGCCCUUGAGGACCGGGAUGCAACCUGGCGCCAUAAGGAGGCUGUGCUCUUUAGUCUGCUGCUGUCGGUGUGCACAGCCAACCUGUGGCUUUUAAUGCACAGCUGAAGUUUGACAGGCAUCACAG
This is a messenger RNA of Acomys russatus (golden spiny mouse), 1174 nucleotides long. It is a transcript of the gene Fate1, whose product is annotated as fetal and adult testis expressed 1. Gene Ontology annotation, molecular function: ubiquitin protein ligase binding. NCBI's taxonomy places the organism in Eukaryota, Metazoa, Chordata, Mammalia, Rodentia, Muridae. Gene Ontology annotation, cellular component: mitochondria-associated endoplasmic reticulum membrane contact site; endoplasmic reticulum; mitochondrial outer membrane. The transcript is spliced from 3 exons. Gene Ontology annotation, biological process: negative regulation of apoptotic process; negative regulation of mitochondrial calcium ion concentration. Bases 856 to 1155 code for a protein of 99 amino acids. The record is from RefSeq and is a predicted model, not a curated record.